CUUUUCGUUUAUGCGUAGAUUUGCAGAAAAUGUAAUUUCCAAUAUUGCAGCAUCAAGUUUCUCUUUUAAAAAGAGCAUAAGUCUUUGUAAUAUUUGAACGGAUUUGUUAAAAUAUGAAUAAACAUUUAUAGUGGAAUUUUAUAUAGUUACAGAUUUAUUUAAAAACAUCAAAAUGACAGAUAAUGAUACAGGGAUUGAUGCAGGGCCAAGUCGAGAUGACCCUGUAGAUGCCGACAGCAUUACUGUCGAUACGAUUGAUUGUGAUGAAGAAAUCACACCCCGUUUAGUAAUAGCCAUCGAUUUUGGGACAUAUGCGUGUGGUUAUGCCUUGCAAUGGAGAUCCGACUAUGAAAAUGCAAACUGCCUCGAAAGCAUCAAGGUUCCAACAAAAUGGUCUGCAAGUGGAUUUUGCACGAGAAAGACACCUUCAUGUAUACUACUAAAACCUGACAAAAGCAUUGCCGAGUUUGGGUAUAAAGCUGAUUUUCAAUUCAGCAAAAAUGAGUCGCUUCCUGAGAGAAAGAGACCAAAAGACUGGAAGGACUGGUAUUUCUUUCGCUUUUACAAGAUGCGACUCUACACUGGAGAGGAACUUACAGUGGAUACUCCAAUGGAAGCCGCAAACGACAAACAUUUGCCAGCAGUUGAGGUACUGGCAAAAACUAUAGAGUAUCUGAAGGAUGAAGCAAUCAAUAAACUACGAGAAGAUGGUGUUGUUUAUCCAGAGGAAGAAACCAAAUGGGUUCUUACUGUUCCUGCUAUUUGGAAUGACCCAGCUAAACACGUUAUGCACGAGGCGGCAGAAAAGGCUGGAAUAAAUGGGAAAAACUUGUCAAUAGCACUUGAGCCUGAAUGUGCUGCAAUAUACUGCACUAAGCUUCCUCUUGAUAAAAUGGAUGUCGCCAUUGGCAGUAAUGAAAAGACAAAUAUUGCAGCUCCUGGUCAAACACUGAUGAUUGUAGACAUGGGAGGUGGAACUGUUGAUAUAACAACUGUAAAAAUAAAUGAAGACAAGACAAUGCAACAGGUUUAUAAAUCAUGCGGGGGUCCUUGGGGUGGUACGAAGGUCAAUGAAAAAUUUGAAAUGUUUCUGGCAGAGUUGAUAGGAAGAGAAACAGUCAGAACAUUCGUAGAAAAGCAUGCAAUUGACUACCAUGAUUUGCGAAUGGAUUUUGAAAGCAGAAAAAGAGAGAUGAAAGGAUCAGAUGAUCAAAUACCAAUCAAACUCCCAGAUUCACUCCGACAGUUAUGGGAACGUGCAGAAGAAAAAGAAAUCGAUGAGAUUCUUGAAGAAAAGAAAGAAUUUGGAGAAAUCGAAUUUAUGACAGGGCGAUUAUUCUUGGAAGCUAAAAUAAUUCAAAGGUUCUUCCAAGAAACCAUCGAUGGCUUACAUAAAUAUAUAAAUGAAGAAGUUUUUGCAGAGGGGUCCAAUAUUUCAGUAAACUCAAUUAUAUUGGUUGGUGGGUUUGCUGAAUCAAGUUAUGUAAUGCAAAAUGUGAGAGAAAGUCUCCGUUCUCGUAAUAUUCCUGUAGUGAGGCCUCAAUUACCAGAGUUAGCCGUAUUGAACGGUGCUGUUCUUUUCGGUCAGAAUGAAAAGAUUGUAACAUCACGGGUUAUGAGGCAUACUUAUGGAAUUGCAAUGACAAUGGAAUUUGUUCCAAACAAACACAAGGCGGACGAGAAAUAUGAGUUAGAUAACAUGAUAAUGGCAAACAAUGUAUUCAGAAAGCAUGUUACUAUCGGACAAACCGUUCAAAUAAGUGAAUGGAUUUCUUCAAAGGAAUAUUACCCAGAAAAUGAGAGGGACUUAAAAACUACUGUUUUCGUUUUCACAUCUGAUUCCGAAGAUCCUGUUCAUACAACAGAAGAGGGAUGCAAGUAUAUCGGCCAGGUUGAUGUUGAUUUCGGAUAUGGCAGAAAUUUUACUGCGAGGAAGGCAGUGAAAGUGGAGUUCAAAUUUGGGGGAACAGAGCUUAAAGUUAGAGCCAUUACUUCGACUGCCAACAAACCACACGUUAGAUAUUUGAAAGUACAAUGAACGUUACCCUUUCCCUGACUUGACUCAUUAGAAUGUUAUUAUUUCUUAAGUUUCAACCAAAUUGAGCAUAAAGUCCGUCUUUCUAGCUCAAUGAGUGAUAAAACUGUAAAAACAAGAGUUAACAUAUUAUUGUCGUGUGUGCAUGUUUGUGCCAUUUUUGGUUCCUUCCAUUUUUAAACCUUUUCUAUAGUUGGUUGAUUCCAGUAUUCCUAUUUGAAUACUGUAUACUGAUCCUUUGGAUUUUUAAAUUUGUCUUUUGCCGUCUUGUCUGUGAAAUGCAGGAUUCAUAACCUUUGAUCCACUUUCAAAAUUCCUUUUUAUUUGUUCCGCCCAUUUUUUUUAGUUUACGGCACCCGCAUUCUUUUACUUGGGACCAUACGCCGCUUUAGAUGGAAUGACACAACCGUGUCGCAUCAAUUGAAGGUUCCAUGUGGAUUUAUCUAAAUUCAAAAGUGUCCAAAUGUUGAAUUCUGCUUAAGCCGGUACCUUGCACUUUCAAGUACCGUUCAUGAACAGGCUCAAUCAAACAGAGCCCUCAACAUUUUUCAAUUUUGUCGUUUUGGGAAAGAAAUCUUUCUGGAUUCUGAUUUUCUCUAUUUUAACAAUACAAAAAAAGUUUGCAUACUAUUUAAACCUACCCAACUGACAUAUUAUCUUAUCCUGCAUACAGCUCAUUAACAAAAAAUGAAAACAUUUUAAAUGAUUAAUUGAAUGUUUUGAUUGUGUAUGAUUAGAUUUGCAAAAUAAAAAUGCAAAAUAUUUAACAAUGAACAACAGCAACCGAUAAACAUUUAUAAUAAAUAAUAUUUUAUUUC
Molecule: messenger RNA, 2853 nt
Organism: Ruditapes philippinarum (Manila clam)
Lineage: Eukaryota; Metazoa; Mollusca; Bivalvia; Venerida; Veneridae
Product: heat shock 70 kDa protein 12B-like
Exons: 6
Coding region: 173-2038 (621 amino acids)
Molecular function (GO): ATP binding; ATP-dependent protein folding chaperone
Source: RefSeq, a predicted model, not a curated record